CACUGACCUCUGUAUGGACAGUGCUGAUUGACCUUGUGCUGGUCACAUGCACUCUCCCAAGGAAAAAAAAAAAAACCUCACUAUAAAUACACACUGAACUGAGCAUGUGCAGAAUGGCUAAGGUUCAGUUAUGUCUUAUCUGAAGAUGAGAGAGGUGAACACUGGAAGAAGGGAAGGAUCAGAGAAGUCAGGAUCAAACAGCCUUUUUACGCAAUGCAGAGGGAUUAACCCCUUAUGUUCCACAGUGAGUAUAACAAGCAUGCUUUACUGCAUAUACAGUCUGAUUUUACUGUUGUGGGUUAAGUAACACUU
Staurois parvus is the source of this 312-nucleotide messenger RNA. NCBI's taxonomy places the organism in Eukaryota, Metazoa, Chordata, Amphibia, Anura, Ranidae. The record is from the annotation of a GenBank genome assembly.